AUGACGGACGACGAGCAGCAGCAGCAGCAACUUGCUGCCCUACAGCUGGGCUUGCAACAAGCGCUCGAUGCACAGAGCAUGCUUGCUUCUCUGACAUCCCGAUGCUUUAACAGAUGCGUCGAUAAACCGGGCCGUUCUCUGUCGACUAGCCAGCAGCAGUGUCUGUGGCAAUGCUCCCAGCGGUGGAGCGAAGUGCAGCACUUUGUGGGAAUGCGAAGUCGGGCCCUCCUGCAGCAGCAGGGAGGUGGUCUUAUGGGGUCUGCAGAUGGCGGCUCUAGUAGCCUCUCCGCAGACAGUCUCCUGAGCUAG
Molecule: messenger RNA, 309 nt
Organism: Cyclospora cayetanensis
Lineage: Eukaryota; Apicomplexa; Conoidasida; Eucoccidiorida; Eimeriidae
Product: mitochondrial import inner membrane translocase subunit Tim13-like
Exons: 3
Coding region: 1-309 (102 amino acids)
Source: RefSeq, a predicted model, not a curated record